Protopolystoma xenopodis is the source of this 1392-nucleotide messenger RNA. The record is from the annotation of a GenBank genome assembly. Lineage: Eukaryota; Metazoa; Platyhelminthes; Monogenea; Polystomatidea; Polystomatidae.
AUGCCAGCUCUAGAUAUCUUUGGUGGGUCCGAUGGAGAUGGAAUAGAUUAUUGCAGCAGCAUGAGCGUAGACGAUGUUGGCGACUCUAGCAGUCAAGCCUUUCAUAAGACUAUCCCGCACAGGAGCAAUAUCAGCUCUCAUGCUACUAGGCUUUGCAAAAUUCACCCUCCUCUAAGCCCCGGAGACCGGAUUUUGGCAGUUGAUGGAAGAAGUGUAACAGGCUUAUCACAGGAGACUGCAGCACGCUUGGUAGCAGCAGCGGGUCACGAGGUUCAACUCACGGUGAAACAUUUGGGAAUGUACCAAGUCACCGGUUCGAUGCUGGAGAUCAUCAUCAAUAGUAUGGUAGAGGACACAGGACUAUGUUCCAAAAGGUACUUCUCUCGCUCCGACCAAAUUGCUCGAAAUCUUGGUCUUGGCCAUGUUGCUGCCGCUGUAUCAAACUCCGGUCACUCUAAUCUGAGAUCUAGCAAUAAAUCUACCUGCAUUUCUGGCGACAUUUUGGGCACUGAUGGCAAGCAAACUAACCUCACCUCACAAUGCAGUCAAGGCCUCUCUGAUCAGCCACCUAAGUUUUAUCACACAUUUAGUCCCGCCCGGUCUACAAGCCCUUUAGUUUCUCAGGCGGAGGGUGCAUUUGGGGGCAAAGCAGAUGGAACUUUUGAUCAUGUGGUUGGGGCCAAUGAGGGUGCAGAAGAAUACACUUACUGUCACUAUGACCAGGCUAAGCCAGUAGCUGCUUCAUCAAUCUGCCCCGAAUCCCUCUCUUCUAUUUCACUUCCAAGAGAGGAGGCUCGACAGCCCCAUUCUCACAGUCUCAUUCAGAGCCUCGACCAAUCUACUGGCUUCGUUAUGCAGAUGCAGUCAGUCUGUCAGGCAAAUUUAGAUUCUCUUCACAAUAACACUGAUAAACCUUAUCUCCAUGACCAAACCCAGCAACACUAUCAGCCUCUAAAUGAACAAAUGCCAAACGCUUGUAGGCCAUGUCCUGCUCACAUACCUUGUUCUGCGAAACCCUCGGGCCUAUUUUCGUGCCGUCAAAAGUCCGCUCUCUCAGCGUCAUUUCUUGCCUCCGAUUGUCCGGAGCAGUGCUAUCCAUUUGACACUAGGGAGCAAAAAGAAGGGGAAACUUUGCCUCGGAAAGAAACUUUGCUGGGUUCUUCUAAAUCUCGUCCUGACACAGUCGAAAUCAGUCAGUCUAGGCAACUUGAUCAAUCGGCGAUACAUAUGGUUGAGCAAGAAGAAAAUGAAGAAAAUAGUUCAUCCACUUGGGCACACCCUCAUAGUCUUGUUCAGCCUGCACACAUCCCAACUUCGCAACCCUCUACUCUAAAUAAACGUUCUAAAUCUGUGGUUGAGCUUGCACUUUUGGUGAGUUCCUUUUUAAAUUAA